AUGAUCGGGACAUGGACUGACGGUGGGCUGGUAGACGCCGAGAUCGAGCUCGCGCUGCGCCACGACACGUCCGAGAAGGACCGCCUCCUCGCCUCGCCGCCGCCGAUCGCGCUCCAUCGCGAGCCCGUCGAGUACGUGGCGAUCGUCCCGUACGGCGCAUCGACCUGGCGCCUCGCGCUCUACGCGCUGCUGUGCGUGGCGUCCGGCGGCGUUCUCUGCAUCGUCGUCUCGUGGUGGCCGCACCUCUUCACGGUCGUCGCCCGCGCGCACGGCGUGAGCAUGGCCGACGCCGACUACGUCCUCGUGACCGGCGCCAACGGCGAGGUCGAAGAGGCCAUCGUGCACCACGAGGACCCGCGCUUCCGCUGGUUUGAGUUCAAGAAGCAGCGCUACCUCUACGCGUCGGCCAAGCACAAGUUUGAGCGCGUGGCAUCUGUCCUGCACGAGCGCUGCGGCGCUGCGCUCCAGCGCCUCGAGACGGGCUUGACGACGGCGCUGGCGGACGAACGGACGCGGCUGUACGGCGCCAACACGAUCGAGAUUCCGUCGGCGCCGCUGCACCGCGUGCUCUUUGAGAAGCUCGUGCAUCCGUUCUACCUCUUCCAGAUCAUCAGCGUCGUCUUGUGGCUGCAAGAAGAGUACUACACGUACUCGAUGGCGAUCCUCGGCAUGUCCCUCUCGUCGAUCCUCUACGAAGUGUACACGCAAGUCAUGAACGCCAAGCAGAUGCAGGCGCUCGUGCACUGCGACGCAACCGUCAUGGUCGUUCGCGAUAGCUCUCUGCGGGAGCUUAUGGCAGCCGACCUCGUCGUCGGCGACAUUGUUGACAUCUCGGCCGGCGCUGUCGCUGCCGACAUGGUGCUCUUGGUGGGCGACUGCACGACAGACGAGUCGUCGCUCACGGGCGAAGCGAUCCCAGUCACCAAGCAGCGGCUCGGCGACCAUCGCGUGCACGUGGACGACACGACCCUCUCGAAGAGCGUCGUUCUGUUCGCAGGCUCGACCGUCCUGCGCACCAUGGGUCGCUGCAAGGGCGUCGUGCUCAAGACCGGCUUUAGCACGAGCAAGGGCGAGCUCUUUCGGUCGAUUCUCUUUCCCAACGACAUCCCGUUCCGCAUCGUGAGCGACAGCUACCGCUACCUCCUCGCGCUGGGUGCGAUUGCCCUACUGACCACGGUUCAGCGCAUCUAUGACGCGAUCGCGGCCAACUCGUCGCUCUACGACCUCCUCAUUUCGGUGUUUGAUUUGAUUUCGACGGCGAUUCCUGCCGCGCUGCCCAUGAUCCUGACGGUUGGCAUCGGCUUUUCGCUCACGCGACUCCAAGCAGCCAACAUCUUUUGCAUUGACGCCCAGCGCAUCAACGUCGGCGGCCACCUCGACUGCUUUUGCUUUGACAAGACGGGGACGCUGACGACCGAGACACUCGACUUUCUCGGCGUCGAUACCUGUGACGGCAGCGGCAUCACAGAGCCGAGCGCGCACUUCUUGAUGGGCCUCGCCGCGUGCCACGGCCUCACCGAGACGUAUGGAGCGAUUUCGGGCUACCCGCUCGAGAUGAGUAUGUUUGCGUCGACAAGUUGCAGCCUCCAGAUGACGCGCCACGGCCUCCUCGUGCUCCGUGACGGCAGCGAGUGGCUGCGGUACCGCGACCGCUUUAGCUUUGACGCUACUGUCCAGCGCUCGAGCGUCGUUGUUCAAGCCGAGGACGCGUCGUUGCUGGCGUUUGUGAAAGGGUCCCCCGAGGCCCUCCACGAGAUUUGCGUCCCGGCGUCGCUGCCGAGUGAUUUCGACGCGAUUGUGCACCAAUAUGUCUGCCAAGGCUACUACGUCCUCGCGCUCGGCCACAAGACCCUCAAGCGCGACGACGUCGAGUCCGAUGUGCUCUUUCUCGGCUUUCUUCUCUUUGUCAACCCGAUCAAGCCCGAGUCUGAAUGGGUCAUCGAGACGCUCCAAGCCGCGGCGAUUGACGUGCACAUCAUCACGGGCGACAAUGCGCUCACGGCCGUGCACGUCGCGCGCGAGGUCGGGCUCCAGCUGCGACCGCACAUUGUGCUCGUCGACCUAGUCCACGACAGCCUCCAGUACAAGAUGCACUACGGCUGCGACAAGGACGCCUCGAUUUCAAUCGAUAUGUUUGAGGAGCCGCAGCAGCUCGGCGUCUGGCACCGGCUCCGCGAUGCGAUUGUGUUUGACGCGCUCCUCGAGCAGUACGAUGUCGCAAUGACGGGUGCAGCACUCGAGUUGGUGGCCCAAGACACCACCUUUGAGAGCUUGCUGCCGCGCUUGAUUGGCGACACCAAGAUCUUUGCCCGCGUCAAGCCGCAGACCAAGACGUGGAUCGUUCAGCAGCUCAUGGCGCAAGGAAAAUACGUGGGGAUGACGGGCGACGGCACGAACGACUGUGGCGCGCUCAAGGCCGCGCACGUUGGCUUGGCGCUCUCGGACGCCGAGGCCUCGAUUGUGGCGCCGUUCACAAGCCGCAACAAGGACAUUCGGGACGUCGUUGCCUUGAUCCAAGAAGGCCGCUGUGCGCUCACCACGUCCCUCCUCGCGUUCAAGUACAUGGUCAUGUACCCCGUGAUCGAGACGACGCUCAUCACGGUCAUCAACCACGUUCAAGCCACGUUCUCCAACAACCAAUACCUCUUCGACGACCUUGUUGUCGUGCUCGGACUCUCGGUGCUCAUGCUGCGCACGGGUCCGUCUGCGCUUUUGACGCGGGAGCGUCCGCCCGACUCCCUCUUUGCGCCGGCGGUCCUGGGCUCGAUCGCGGGCCAGACAGCACUGUUUGGUCUAUUUUUCGCGCUGCCGCUCUGGCUCGCGCACUCGCAAGACUGGUUCUGCGCGCUGCCAGACGUCGCGUCGGGCCGAAAGCCGUGCUUUGCGUACCAGCCAGACGAGUCGGGCGACAUGACGGUGCACGCGCACGAGGUGUCGAUCGUCUGGACCACGGGUCAUCUUCAGUACCUCCUCCUGGCCAUCGCCUUCAACUUGAAGGACCCUUUCCGCAAAAGCGUCUGGACCAACGCAUCGUUCGUGCUCUACACCCUCGGGAUGACUGUGCUCCUCUCGUACAUUCUGCUUUCGCCAGAAAGCGAUCUCAAUAUGGCGUGGCUCGACCUCACGACACCGCUACCCCCAACGUUCUGCCGCCAAGUCUUUGGCAUCUUUGUCAUUAACGCCAUCACUGCCGUGGCGUGCGAAGCAGGCGUGCGCAAGUGGACGGCCCAAUAGACACGACUUCUGUUUGCUUGCAUCAUAUUCAUAUAUAUCACAUGGAGUCCAUUAACGCCGG
Molecule: messenger RNA, 3295 nt
Organism: Saprolegnia parasitica CBS 223.65
Lineage: Eukaryota; Oomycota; Saprolegniomycetes; Saprolegniales; Saprolegniaceae
Exons: 19
Coding region: 1-3234 (1077 amino acids)
Cellular component (GO): membrane
Molecular function (GO): ATP binding; ATP hydrolysis activity; P-type transmembrane transporter activity
Source: RefSeq, a predicted model, not a curated record